Messenger RNA from Vicugna pacos (alpaca), 3397 nucleotides. The record is from RefSeq and is a predicted model, not a curated record. Lineage: Eukaryota; Metazoa; Chordata; Mammalia; Artiodactyla; Camelidae.
UGAGUCCCGCGGCGGGUCUUCCGGGCGGUUGGUUGUCAACGCUGAGGCGAGGUGAGCCGUGAGGAGAAAAGGGGAGCCGACUGGAGCACGGGGCCACCUUCUCCCUGAUUUCCGAGCGGCAGGAGGUCGCCUCCCAGCACCCAGCGCGGCUCGCGCCUCGAGGGACAGGCUUCUGGGACGUUGUGGUGCGAGAGGCGCCGUCCUGUCCGGCGGAGCUGGAGCGGGGCUUCCGGCCUCCCUUCUCUUGGCGACAGGAUUCCCCCUGAAGUUCGGCGGCCCGGAUCUAGCGGGCUGUGUCUGCAGGUUCCUGAUAAGAAGUACUUUUUAGACUUCAAAAUUUCAGAAGAGAGGUGAAAGAGUGUACUGCAACUUUGAGUCAAGUUUAUAGGCAGGUGGACUGACAGACGGAUUAAGCUACAGGAGGUGACUUAUUGAGAAAAGUGACACGAACACUGGGGAAAAGCUGCUCUUCUGCACCAAGGGUGGGGAACAAUGUCACAACUUACAACCUCUUAUUCCUAUGAUGCUCCCACGGACUUCAUCAAUUUUACAUCUUUGAAUGAUGAGGAAGAUACCCAAAACAUAGAUUCCUGGUUUGAGGAGAAGGCCAAUUUGGAGAAUAAGUUUCCUGGAAAGAAUGGUACAGGAGGGCUUUUUCAGGGCAAAACUCCCUUGAGAAAGGCUAAUCUUCACCAAGAUUUCACACCUUUGAGACCAGUUGACAACACUUACAACAAAGAGGCGGAAAAAGAAAAUCUGGUGGAAGAGUCCAUUCCAUCAAAUGCUUAUUCUUCCGUAAAAGUCAAAGGAACCACAACAAGAAAUACUACAGCUCAGCCUCAGAGAAUGAGAGAAUUUAAGCCAUGUGUGGUAGAUCUGGGGAGGAGGGUAGAGCAGGAUAUGCUGCAGGGAACUGAGAGGAUGUUUUUUGUCCUUUUGAACUCAAGUUCUCAAAAUAAAAAGAAGGCAAAGGAAGAGGAAGAAAGCAAUGCUCAUCAAGAUAUUUCUGAAAAGAAUGAGUCUUCCCCAGAGAAAGCCAAGAGCAGGCAUACUGUGCCAUGUAUCCCACCUGUAAGGCAGAAGAUUCUACAAAGUACUGAGGAGCAAGAAUUAGAGAAGAGAAAAAAAAUGCAGCAAGAGGUGAUGGAGAUGCGGAAAAAGAAUGAAGAAUUCAAGAAAUUUGCUCUUUCAGGAGCAGGGCACCCUGUGAAGAAAUCGGUGAGUCAGGUAACCAAAUCAGUUGACUUCCACUUCCGCACAGAUGAGCGAAUUAAACAACAUCCUAAGAACCAGGAGGAGUAUAAGGAAGUGAACUUUACAUCUGAACUGCGAAAGCAUCCUCAAUCUCCUGCCCGAGUGGCUAAGGGAUGCACCAUUGUUAUGCCUUUCAACCUAUCCCAAGGAAAGAAAAGAACAUUUGAUGAAACAGCUUCUACGUAUGUGCCCCUUGCAGAGCAGGUUGAAGCCUUCCAUAAACGAACCCCUAACAGAUAUCACUUGAGGAGCAAGAAGGAUGAUAUUACUCUGUUACCCUCUAAAUCUGUGGCCAAAAUAUGCAGAGACCCCCAGACUCCCAUACUGCAAACCAAACAGCGCGCAAGGCCUGUGACCUGCAAAAGUGCGGCGGAUCUGGAGGCUGAGGAGCUCGAGAAACUGCAUCAAUACAAAUUUAAAGCACAGGAACUUGAUCCCAGAAUUCUUGAAGGUGGUCCCAUCUUGCCCAAGAAACCACCUGUGAAGCCACCCACUCAGCCUAUUGGCUUUGAUUUGGAAAUUGAGAAGAGGAUCCAGGAGCGAGAGUCAAGGAAGAAAUUGGAGGAUGAGCACUUUGAAUUUCAUUCCAAGCCUUGCCCUACUAAGAUCUUGGAAGAUGUUGUGGGUGUUCCUGAAAAGAAAGUACUUCCAAUCACUGUCCCCAAGUCACCAGCCUUUGCUCUGAAGAACAGAAUCAGAAUGCCCACCAAAGAAGAUGAGGAAGAGGAGGAGCCAGUAGUGAUAAAAGCUCAACCUGUGCCGUAUUUUGGGAUGCCUUUUAAGCCCCAAAUCCCAAUGGGAAGAACUGUGGAAAUAUGCCCUUUCUCUUUUGAUUCUCGAGACAAAGAACGUCAGUUACAGAAGGAGAAGAAAAUAAAAGAACUGCAGAAAGGGGAGGUGCCCAAGUUCAAGGCACUUCCUUUGCCUCAUUUUGACACUAUUAACCUGCCAGAGAAGAAGGUGAAGAACACAACUCAGGUUGAGCCUUUCUGCUUGGAGACUGACAGAAGGGGUGCUCUGAAGGCACAGACUUGGAAGCACCAGCUGGAAGAAGAACUGAAACAGCAGAAAGAAGCAGCUUGUUUCAAGGCUCGUCCCAACACCGUCAUUUCCCAGGAGCCCUUUGUUCCUAAGAGAGAGAAAAAAUCCCUCACUGAGGGCCUAGUUCAGGAAACUUUCCAGCUGGCCACUGAGAAGAGGGCCAAGGAGCGGCAGGAGCUGGAGAAGAGAAUGGCUGAGGUGGAAGCUCAGAAAGCCCAGCAGCUGGAGGAGGCCAGGCAGCAAGAGGAAGAGCAGCAGAAGGAGGAGCUAGCCAGGCUACGGAAAGAACUGGUGCACAAGGCAAAUCCAAUACGCAGGUACCAGGGUGUGGAGGUCAAGUCAAGUGACCAGCCUCUGACCGUUCCUGUAUCGCCCAAGUUCUCCACUCGAUUCCACUGCUAAACUCAGCCAUGAGCUGUGGACACCACCUGGGAACUGGAGCUGCUCUUUCCAUUAAACCAGGAGCCGUCUUUGUCACAGGGGCGUGGAGAGAAUCCAUUUCUCCAGGCUUUGCCCUGCCCAUGCCCGACAGAGCAUGCCUGACAAGUGUGGACUCCGAUUCCUUUGAGGGUUGUUUUCCUACAUUAUUGAGGCUAAUAAUGAGACUCAACUCACGUAUAUCUCAGCUGGACUCCAUGUAGUUGUUUCCUUUGAACCAUCAGUUGACCUUUUGUAUGGGUCCUAACUCUGACUAGAAUUUAAAUUCUCUGUAUUAGCACAGUGUUAUUUCUGUUGCCCUUACCCCUCCUUUUUUUUUUUUCUAUUUUAAUCAGAAAAUAAAGAUAGUUAAAUACUGAGACAGGAUUUAAGUCAUGGAUUAAAUGAGGAACCAUCAGUAGUAUAUCAGAUUCUUCUCUGCAAAAUGAAUUUAGAGUUAAGAAGCCCUUGGCUACAAGGGGGAAAGGCUCGUUAACUGCAUGACAAGGAAGAGAACUUAUUGACGGGGAACCUCACAUUGGCCAUCAGCAGGCUUCGGGUAGAGCUGCUUUUCAGGCACAUUCUUCCCUUUUUGGUGCUGAUGAUAACAAGGAAUGCUGAGUAGUGCACGUUUUAAGUCCUCCAGUGACCUGGACUGUAAUAAAUAUUUUUGUCUUCCUCUCCC